Aspergillus niger is the source of this 1149-nucleotide messenger RNA. RefSeq lists its product as uncharacterized. The transcript is spliced from 2 exons. Bases 1 to 1149 code for a protein of 382 amino acids. Gene Ontology annotation, molecular function: zinc ion binding; DNA-binding transcription factor activity, RNA polymerase II-specific. Lineage: Eukaryota; Fungi; Ascomycota; Eurotiomycetes; Eurotiales; Aspergillaceae. Gene Ontology annotation, biological process: regulation of DNA-templated transcription. The record is from RefSeq and is a predicted model, not a curated record.
AUGUCGCUCCGCAAAAGGUCUUGCUUAUCAUGUGUUGCAGCCAAACGUCGGUGCGACCUGGAAAGACCCAGUUGCGCCCGCUGUCGGAAGAAGAGCGCUGCGUGUCGGUACCCAUACCCGCCUCCACAGAAUGCAGAGGAUCAGAUCACAGCACCCGAGGACCGCCAACAUACCCGUAAUGCCAGCAACUCUGGUAUCUUGGAAGCAAGCGAUAUCAUGCUUGUAGAUAGCCGCAUAGACCGAUCUACGAAUCUCUACCCUAGAGAGGAAUAUUUCGACCCACUCCUAUGGUUGCCGGACGGUCCGACGAGCCCAACUCAGGCCUGGGCCAUAGAACCGGACGAGUGGUUGUCUCUCAGAAGGGCAUUAGAUGGAUCAUCAUCCGCAUUGCUACCCCGACUGGAACGCAGAGUCUUGGAGUUUUGGCCUCGGGUCAACGAUACGCAAACCUGGCGCUUUUGCAUCCGAACGUUUCUAGGCUAUGUCGAUCAUUUCUUGAACACCGGCACACUGCCUCUCGUUGAGUCACUGUCAAACCGUCAAGGGGAUCUUUCGCCUGUUCUGCUGGAAGCCUAUGGAGUUUGUGCCGCAUAUCGCACCUGUCAGCGUGCAACCCAGCCUUUUUACCUCCAGUUGUUAAAGACAGGAAUCAAUAAUGCGGGCACGAGAGACUUGUCACAAGCGGAACUACAGCAUCAACUGGAUCACCUACAAGCUUCGAUUCUAUAUUAUGUUCUUUUCCUUGCGGGUGGUGUCAGUGAUCAGUCCAUGUUUAUCCAGCUGGACUACAUGUUAGCGCAGACAACAGCCAAUCUAGAACGAAGAGAAUUAGAACUUCGGCAGACAUCUUUCGCGAACUACGUGGAGAAUCGAGUGCUUUGUGAAAAUUCUCGGCGACUCAUCUUGGUGUCUUACCUCGUGCGUGCUGUCCAUGCCGUGGUCCACUUUCACAGAUGCGAUUUCAUCAAAUAUCUGGCUGGUCUACCGGUCUCCACUCAGUCAAACGCGGAUAUGUACAUAGAGAGGAAUUUUAGUGAAGGACAAACCCCUGCGCAACUGACAUCUGGGGUUGUGUCCUAUGAUGAAUUCAUUCCUUUUGCUGGUGGCGUGCAAAGGGUUGGACAUGGUGCAAGGGAAAGUACUUGGUAG